AUGCGGGCAGAAUCAUGCACCCUGAAUAUCUUGGUUGCUGGUGCAGGGCUGGCCGGGUUGGGCGCGGCCAUAAGCUGUCUUCUCGCUGGCCAUAAUGUACACGUUCUGGAAGCAGCCUCCGAAAUUCGAGAGGUAGGAGCUGGGAUUCAAGUUCUUCCCAACAGCUCACGAGUGCUGCAACACUGGGGGCUAGAAGAGAAACUUUCACUACACUGGGUGAAUCCCCGGUGGUGCCACUUUAAUGGGUGGAGAGGGAAUCGCAUAUCUUCUAUGGAUUUUGACGAGUCACAGAGCCACUACCCAGGAACUUGGUAUCGCUGCUUUCAUCGACCGAAAUUGCAGAAGACCUUGAUCCACCGACUUGAAGAGCUUGGCGGCAAAAUAACCUGUAAUUCCAAGGUUGUGGACGUGCUUAUUAGUCCGGACGGAGCGACGACCACUGUUCGCACUGAGGAUGGCAGUCAGUGGACGGGUGACUUUCUAAUAGGGGCCGAUGGUGUAUUUGGUAACCUGACAGAACGCUUCCUGGGACGUCCAGACCCACCAGUGAAGACAGGGGAUUUGGCAUAUCGACUCUUGCUUUCUGUUCCAGAUAUGAUGAAAGAUCCCGAAUUGCGUCCACUCAUAACUGAUCCUCAAAUCAACUAUUGGCUCGGCCCUGACAAACAUAUUGUUAAUUAUGUUCUUAACAAAGAACUCUUCAAUAUGGUUCUUCUGGUUCCCGAUGAUAUUCCUGAAGACUCCUUAGCAACAACCGUACAAGGAAAUGUUGAAGAGAUGCGCUCCAUGUUCAAGGAAUGGGAUCCUCGCAUUGAAAAGCUGUUAAACCUUUGCACAUCAGUCCACAAAUGGAGAUUGUGCAUCAGAUUCGGUGAUUACAAAUGGUCACAUCCAUCAGGGUCAUGGGUGAUGCUUGGAGAUGCGGUCCACGCAACCUUGCCCUAUCUAGCAGCAGGAGCGGGGAUGGCAUUUGAGGAUGGGGCAGUUCUUGGAGAAUGUCUUUCCCGUCUCCCAAACGAUCCCAAAACCAGUAAAUCAUCCAAGGGGUUUCUGGACGCCAAGUGUCAUGCUCUUGAGGUUUUUCAGAAAUGUCGAAAGGACCGAACCCACAUGGUUAUCAAAAGAUCACAUAAACAGAGAUAUUUGGAGCAUAUGCCGGACGGCCCUGAACAAGAGGAGCGUGAUAGGGAAAUGCAGAUGGUUCCCACGCCUCCAGGCGAGGCGAUGGUUUGGCGCGACCCUGGGACUGCUCCCGAGUUGUUGAGGUAUGAUCAUAUCGCCGAUGUGGAUAAACACUGGGGCAUUCGCUCUCAGGCCAUGGAAAAUGGGGCUUUAAUGGAAGCUCGUCUUUGA
This is a messenger RNA of Penicillium lagena, 1353 nucleotides long. RefSeq lists its product as uncharacterized. The transcript has 6 exons. The coding region runs from base 1 to 1353 and encodes 450 amino acids. Gene Ontology annotation, biological process: secondary metabolite biosynthetic process. The record is from RefSeq and is a predicted model, not a curated record. NCBI's taxonomy places the organism in Eukaryota, Fungi, Ascomycota, Eurotiomycetes, Eurotiales, Aspergillaceae. Gene Ontology annotation, molecular function: FAD binding; monooxygenase activity.